Messenger RNA from Aureobasidium vineae, 1932 nucleotides. The record is from the annotation of a GenBank genome assembly. NCBI's taxonomy places the organism in Eukaryota, Fungi, Ascomycota, Dothideomycetes, Dothideales, Saccotheciaceae.
AUGUUGUUGAUGUCCUGUUUAGUUUUCGCCUUCUGUCUCCUCUUCUUGGACGGUGCUAUAGCUGCACCAACCUUAGCUGGCAGCUCAUACGCAAUCAAAGAAAGCCACAAUGCACCUCGAGGAUGGGGUAGGGGAGGUUCUGUUCCAGAUUCUCAUUCGAUCAACCUGCACAUCGGGCUCAAACAAGGCAACCAAGAUGAGCUCGAACAACACGUUCUCGAAAUUUCGAACCCAUCGCAUCAGCGCUACGGCCAGCAUCUUUCUGCCGCAGAAGUACAANAACUCAUUGCACCCUCAGAUGAGAGUGUCCAACUGGUGAAUGACUGGCUUUUGAACCAUGGUGUCAAGACCGCAGUGCUCAGCCCUCGCAAAGAUUGGAUUACCGUCAGUCUACCUGUCCGAAAGGUGGAAGCUCUUUUGAACACUACAUACUCCGUUUAUCGUCAUACGGAUGGCUCGACAUUGAUUCGUGCGCCCGAAUGGUCAUUGCCGCUGUACCUUCAUGACGCGAUUGACCUCAUUCAACCUACCACUUCGUUCUUCCGGACCUCGAGACACGCAUCCGGUGCGAAGCCAGAGCGGGGACCUAUAAAAUGGCAUGAGUCGCUGAACAAAGAGUGGUGGAAGCCGAGACCCAGCAGUCUUCUUUCCACUUGUGAUGUUAGCAAGUUGUGUAAUAUCACGGGCACUAAUUUGGCUGGUGAUAUCGUCACUGCUACUAGUCUUGAUUGUCUGCGUUGUCUGUACGGCACAUCAAACUACGUAGUCAAAGCACCAGAGAAAAAUAUGAUUGGCGUUACAAACUACUUGAACGAGGUCAGUGAUAAACUGUUUCUGUCGAACUCGCUAAAAGAACACCACUGCUUACUGUGCGCCAGANCUCAAAAGCGUUCUGACAUCAAGUUGUAUCUUCAAACAUUCCGUCCAGAGGCUGCAGGAGUAGCCGACACCUUCCCACACAUCAACAUCGCAGGAGCACAAGACAAUCAAGGAACACUGACCGCAGAUCAGAUCGAAGAUGAAUUGAACGUGGAAGGCGACCUCGACGGGGAACUAGCUCUCGGCAUCAGCUGGCCUACAUCGUUUUUGUCUUGGUCAACUGGUGGCUCACCACCUNUCACCCCUGAUCUCGCCACUCCGACAGACACAAACGAGCCUUAUCUCGAAUGGCUAACAUAUGUAUUAGCACAAGACACUCUACCACAGGUAAUCAGCACCUCGUACGGUGAUGACGAACAAAGCGUGCCAUACCCAUAUGCCAAGAGAGUCUGCGAUGGUUUCAAGCAGUUGGGAGCCCGAGGAAUUUCUGUGCUGUUCUCCAGCGGCGAUAGUGGUGUGGGUGCAGAUGGGACUUGCUUUUCCAACACCAACACCUCUCAGCCUAUGUUUCUCCCUGCAUUCCCUGCCUCUUGUCCUUGGGUCACCACGGUGGGAGGAACAGCAGGCUUUGAGCCCGAAGUCGCAGUAUCUCGAUUCGGCAGUGGUGCUGGGUUUUCAAAUUACUUCCCUAUGCCAACAUACCAAACGAAUGCUGUGAAAGGCUACUUUGGCAAGAUAGGGAAUCUCUAUCAUGGGCUUUACAACCGCUCUGGACGUGGAUACCCAGAUGUUGCGGCUCAAGGCAACCACGAUAUCAUUGUUUGGGAAGGCAACAUCACAACAAUCGGAGGCACAAGUGCAUCGUCACCGACUUUCGCGGCAGUGAUUGCUUUGGUAAACGAUGCGCUCAUUGCCGCUGGGAAGCCGCCUCUUGGUUUCCUCAAUCCGUGGAUUUAUGGUGGAGCUUUUGCUGCUCUGUCCGAUAUUACGAGUGGAUCUUCGAUUGGCUGUAACACCAGUGGCUUUCCGCCAGAAGUGNGAUGGGACGCAGUCACUGGGUUUGGGACACCAGUGAGUACAUCAUUUUCGUUCUCUGACUGCGACUUACUGAUC